This is a messenger RNA of Gasterosteus aculeatus aculeatus (three-spined stickleback), 4673 nucleotides long. Lineage: Eukaryota; Metazoa; Chordata; Actinopteri; Perciformes; Gasterosteidae. The record is from RefSeq and is a predicted model, not a curated record.
UUCGUCCUCUUUUAGAGUUUUAGGAAUACACCAAUGGGUGGGCACUUCCAGGAUACCCACAGAUUAUGCUUUUCUUUAAAGAGACACUCAUGCUCUGCAAAACAAGUUACCACCCAAAACGCACUUAGCGCUUAGCACACAACCGUUGAUGUUUCACAGAACAUGCAGCAGACAAGAGGACUUUAAACCGGCCAGCAAGGGUCAACUCUGGCCAGCAGGUGGAAGUCUAGGUCUUUUCUUGGAAACCUACAACAACAAUGGUGUCCUCUAAACUCUCAUGUUGCAACACAACAUAGAUUUAAUAAUCCACAUACUCCAAUAGUACAACACUUUAUCAAACAUGGAUGCAACGCUCUUCAAACAGCUACCGAUCCAAGAUAGAAGCUACCCGAAGGCAAAGAGCAGAGACUUGGAGGACAUCGAAACGCGUCAGGGCCUCAAUCAGAGACGUGAACCGUGUGGAGCAGUGAUGGAAAGUUCCACUGUACAAAUUCAUCAAUCCCAGAGGACUCGCUAACAAGCGCGUGCCAUUGUCUUACUUCAACAAUGGGAAAAGCAGUAAAACAAAAAAAAAAACGUCCAAAAGGAAAAGAAAGAAAUGAGAACUGUUUAAGCGGAACUAAGGCGAGGAACGAGAUUAAGCAAUGAGGGCCAGAAAGCAACAAAAUACUGCUACAUUGUCUCUUUUUUUUGCAACAGGAACAUGAUCAAGUGAAUCCCGACCCAGACCACAUCGCGUGCUCCCCAGGCCCAGCCGGCGUCACCGCCGUCCACAGGCGCCAUGUCCACGUCCACAACUACAGACACGUCAGGGAACAUGAUUACAAUUAAACACGAGCGGCAUCAAGGUCACGGGAGGACAGAGGAAGAGUGGAGAAAAGAUGACGUGGCGUGUCGCGAUCCUGCUGGCGGCGGCGGCGGCUCUCGCUGUGGAGUCCUACAUCGUCCAUGACGUCAACGAGCGUUUGGCCCACGGCCGGCAGCUGAAGAUCUACCUGCCUAAGAGUGCGCACAAGCUGGAGUUCACUCCAGCUAACAAUCCCAGUGGGACCCAUGUGUACUGGGAGGAGAAGAAAUUCGUGUCAGACAAGAUGAAGAAAGGUCGGGUGUCAGGGACCGGCAGCGACCGACGCUGGUACAUUGACAAGGUGACCUACAAGGACGAGGGGACCUACACCCAAAAAGACUUCUGGAAUAAAGAAAUCUCAUCUGUCAAAGUAGCCGUCACACUGAGACACAACUAUGCAAAGUGUGUUGCAGGGGACAGUCUCUACGUCCAGUUAGAGGGCAUUAUCCCGACCGACGCGACCCUGUCCUUCACUGGGCAGGCGCACAAUGUCACACUGGUGCGCGAUGGUGCUCUGCUGUCCCAGGACCUGGCCGAUUAUUGGGGCCGGGUGCAGAUCCGCUCCUCGGAUAUCGAGAUCAAAAAUGUCAACUACAGCGACGUGGGACAUUACACCCUCAGAAACCGCGGAUACCGGGUGGUGUCUGUGACCCGGAUGGAUCUGACAGACCGCCGUGAGAGCACUGGAGGAAACCCUCUGCUGGCUCUGCUCCUGCUGCUCGGCAUCCCCGCUGGGAUCUGCUGCUGCUGUCGGAAGAAGAUUUUCAAGAAGAAAGCCGCCACUGCUGAAACGCUCCAGUGCAGCCCAGUCGCCGUGCACCCCCCCCCUGGUGGUCCCGUAGGCCCUUGUCCCCCUUACAACACGCCUGGACAACCUGGAGUGGCUUACUACCACGGACCAGACCCCAACAUGGGUCCUACAUUCCACCCCCCCCCUCCAACCGCUGGCCCAGGACAGUGGAACGGCCCCCCGCCCUCCCCAGGUUUUAACCCAGCGUACCCCCCCCAGAACCCUGCCUACCCUCCUGCUGGUCCGGCUCUCAACCCACAUGCCCAGCCUCCACAGUGGAACGGUCCACCACCCGUUGCCUACCCCACCGGGCCUGUAGCUCCAAUGGGCUACGCUGCAGCUCCAGUCAUGUAUAGCUCUGCACCACCAGCAGCUGCCAGUGGACCUCCUCAGGAGGUUAAGAUGGAGAACAUGGCUUCCUCACCUGCCGACCCACUGCUGACUACAACACAACAGGCUGAAGCUGCAUCCCCUCCUGUGCCCCCCUCCUCCUCCAACGUGCCCAGCUCUGACAACGCCUACGAGUUCAAGAUCGAUGGAAAGAGCUCCACCAACUUCCUGUAGGGCUGCCGACUCCUCAACCUGACGAUAACAAGUGAAUGUCUGCCUCUGGUAGAGGCUCCAGCGACCCGACCAGCUGGCUUGCCGUCACCACAGCUAGUUGGGGGAUCACGGGAGGAGAGGAGACAAACUCUUGUGAAUUAGAAAUGUAUGACGAACGCCCUAGAAAUAGGGCCGGCUCCUCAAACGAAGAAGACGUGUCCUCAUGGCGCAUGAUUGUUUCCCCUCUGAUUCCAACCUUUUUAUUUUUUUUUCAUCUGACGGGCAAGGACAAGCACGCAAUCAAUAAAGAGUCCGGAGAUUUACCUAAAAGGAAACGAACCACAAUAGAGGUUUCGGAGCGCCUUCUUCCACUAUAAAGAACACACUGUAGUACCACCUACUCCAAACCGGGUCAGGACUACACUUCUGCUCCCCUCAGUCGUCAGUCCAGGCUGGUUCUCAAGUUGCCUUAAUUUUUAAAUGUAAUUUACUCAUAUUUCUGUAUAGCUGAUGCUUUGAAUCAGGCUUUAUACCAUCAGUCAACACCCAGCUACAGUGAACUAGCUGCUGACAAAGAGUGUGGCUUUUUGUUGUUAUAUAAAGCCGCAAUCCUCCCACCCCCCCCACCCCCCCCCUCCUCCCACUCUACAUGCCGCUCUCUGCACAUGGUAGAAUACACAAGACAUCUCCAUUAGCUUGGGCCUGAGCCCCAGGUCCGCUGUCCCGGUGCCUUUUGACAAACCGCGACCUGGAUGCGUCGGCAUAGACACACAUGGGGGACAACUUAAUCCAUCGAGGCUUCGACACACGAUAACACAGGACCCACCUCCAGGGGCCUCAAUGUGCUUCAAUGGUGCAUUUUCACCACUGAUUUACUGGCUCCCCCCAACUGGGGUCCUUUGAGCUCUCUACCUUGAUCGCUUUGCCAGGCUGGUCAUUCAGCAUUAGCUCUGCAUUUGGAGACUGAUCUAUCACUACAGUUUGGUCCACCUGGGUUAGCUCUUAAAGACCCAGGUGUGGCCCAGGUAUGAGCAGAAGCCUCAUUUCUGACAUUAGAUAGCAUUCCCACGAGCAGAGCUGUACGUAAUGGAAAACAAUUUAACACAACACCUACCUCUUCUGGGGAGUCUCUGGCUCUUCUUAGGUCAAGACUGUAGGAUUUGCGUUGGUCACUGGCGUGCAUUGUUUGUAGUCAAAUGAAAGCUUUGGUGUGACGCCUGCCUGUUGUAACCACUAACCCGUAGCAAUGCUACCAGUGUAACCACUUUGACUGCCUUUCACGUUGGCCUCAUGCCUCUUUUUAUAGCAAAAAGCGUGUCACUCAUCCAGCUUUCGCCUUUUGUCCCAGAAAUGUUUCAGUUAAACAGGAAAUCGCAGCAUUUCUGCAGAAUGUUUCCUUCCAGACUCAACGGCCAACCGCAAUCAGCCCUGACGUACGCACGGACUUUGAGGCGUGCAGGAACUCUGCGAGGCUUUAGUUCUGUCCCGUUGUCAAAGCGUUGAGUGUUUGAGGGCUCUCUGGUACAGUUCAAUCCCUUCAUAAACCCUUUCCGCAAGUUACUGACUUAGCCCAAUAAAAUUACCCACAAGUCAUUGCAAUAGGACGUCAAAACCAGGAUAACCAGUGAACGCAGGGAGACGUAAAAAAAUCCGAUAAUAUUUAUUCAUGAAAUAUAGAACUCUGUCAUUGAAACGAUUGACAAAAAAAAUUAAAACACUAUUUAAAAUGACCUCAUUUUAUGAGGAAAGCGUCUGAAAGACGUUUAAAUCAGAGAGUAAGAAAUAAAUACCCUCAAUUGUAAGUCCGAUUUUUUGACGUUGUGACGUCACACACUCUCACACCCAACCACGUACCAGGAGACGCCAGUUAAGUCUCAGAGGGGUCAGGGUUUAGGGGUCAGGGUUUAGGGUUUAGGGGGGGACAUUGGGCCCAAUUGAACUGUGAGAGAAGACCAAAACUUUUCUUCACAGAAUAUUUCUCUUUCACUUUGUUUAUGAAGGUGUGUAAAUACACUUCUAAAUACUGAAAGUCUUGCAUGAUAUCUAAGCAAAUUGGGUUUUCUUUUAAAUAUUAAACUGGGAAAAACUAAUUCUGAAAGUCUGUUUUUAAAACGUUUAGUUUUGCCUUUUUUGUGUCCUAGAUCUGAUGUUCCUCGCAUGUAGCAAUGUUGAGAUACAUUGUUAUUCACAUAAUGUUAAAAAUGUGAUUUGUGUGUUCAGUUUUGUUUUUGUAUAUGUAACCAAUGCUAUUUGCUAAGUGUAGAUUUGUUGAUUGUUGUGGGUGUUUCAGGUGGAGACCACUAUUGUUGUACUUUAGUUCCAUCCAUCUCUGGGUUAUAUGCCAAUGAAGCUUGUUUGCAUACCUCUCAUUUUAUACCUGCAAUGAUGAUCGUAUACUUAUUGUAUUUAGAUGUGUAACUCUUUUGUAUAACUACCCAAAGAUAUAAUCAUUAAAACGAUUUCACAGGAGUGAUACUCUGCACGCGGAUGAAA